UCAGGUCCUGAAUGCACAACAGGAUCAGCAAGCAGAGAGUUAACGGUUCAGACUGGAGGAUCUGUCGUUAUUCCAUGUUAUUAUGACAGGAAAUACACAGAGCACAAGAAAUACUGGUGCUUUCAUGCAAAACCGGCAUAUAAUUACUGCUCUAUUCUGGCAUAUGCUAAUGAAACCAAAGGAAAAGUGUCAGUAAUGGAUCAUCCAGAUCAGAGUUUCUUUACUGUGACUAUGAGAAACCUGCAGCGUGAAGACACUGGAUCUUACUGGUGUGUUGAGGAGAUUGGAGGAAUAUUUCAAAAAGAUGAAACAGAGCAGCUUCAUCUCACAGUUCAAUCAGCUCCUGAUGUGUCUGUGAUGAACAGCAGUGUAUCUGGACAUGAAGGUGAUAAUGUCAGUGUCCAGUGUUUCUACACUUCUGGAUAUCAGAAUAAACACAAACAGUGGUGCAGAAUUAAAGAUCAGAGCUGUUACACAGUGGGGAGGAAUGACACAUCCCAGAAUGCAUCAGUCCAGAUCAGUGAUGACGGGAGAAGCUCCUUCACUGUGUUGAUGACUGGACUGAGACUCAGUGAUUCUGGAUGGUACUUCUGCUCUGCUGGAGAUCUGCAGGCUCCUGUUCAACUCUUGGUUCAGAGGGACAAUGAAAAAUAUAAAAAUACAUGUAAGUCAAUUUAUUUCAGUUAUCUUGUGGAAACAGACAGUUAAAUAGUUUAACAACUUAAAAGCUACAUGA
Messenger RNA from Rhinichthys klamathensis goyatoka, 736 nucleotides. Its product is annotated as polymeric immunoglobulin receptor-like. The transcript has 2 exons. The annotation marks the transcript as partial. The record is from RefSeq and is a predicted model, not a curated record. Lineage: Eukaryota; Metazoa; Chordata; Actinopteri; Cypriniformes; Leuciscidae.